GACAGAUUUGAACAGGGGGAAAAAAAAUUCUGGGGAACAUCAAACCUCGUUACGCCAACUCUCAAACAGUUUCGAUUUCCUUGUGGAUAAAUCGUUCUGUUCCUACCAAAGAGCAAGUGCAGACUCUUCUUAGUUGUGGCAAGUGACAGGUACCAGAGCUUGUUGUACAGGGCUGCUGGAGGGAAGCUUCCUCUUAGUUUUCCUCCUUGGAAUUCCCCUAAGCCUCUAACAUUUCAGCUGUGACUUGCCUGGCUCAUUUCCUCCUUAUUUCUAUGAGCCCAGAGCAGUGAGAACAGCUCUCCUGCUGUUCUGGUGCUGAAUCCGGAUUGAAGGAACAGGAACCACUUGCUUUCCUAAGUGAAGUUCACAGAAAGGCAGAAAAUCCUUCUGGCUGACAUCUGUACUUUUUCAAACUUUUCUAACCUCAUCUGAAGGAGAAAAAGGAGAGUAAGCACUGUAAAAGAGUGCUGAACAAAACCCACCUGGAGUCUUGCAAGUGAAUCAAAUUGCUGUGCUGUAUAUAUAGAAAACAGCACUAACAUGGACGCAUCCUGAGUGGAAACCUUGCUGCAGCAGAGACAACAAGAGACAAAUCAUGGAUUCAGCAUCUGUGUCUGAAAAUGGCUACCUUGAUUUGCUGCUUUGUGAUAUUGAUCCAGUGCAUCUAUUUACAUUCUCAGAUCCUAAGUCAUCUGGAAAUGAAGGUGAAUUCUUUGCAGAUCCUGAAAUUGAUACCUGCAACUAUGAACAAUUCAAUAAUAUGGAUUUCCUGUGUACAAUGGAAAAUGAUGAAAAUGAGGAUGAAUUGUAUCUUUCUUCCAGUGCCAGAGAUGCUUAUGCCAGAAUAGCUGAAUUAGCAGAAUAUGUGCUCAAGGACCAGCAUGAGAAGCAAGUGGAAGACGUUUUUGCAGGGAGCCUUAUUUUGGAUGAAAUGGUUCUUGAAAACACUGAGAAAUUCACUGACGUAAAGAAGCAGAAAUGUCACAAAAGAACCUUUUUAAGCUCUGCAGAGAAUUGCUCUGACGCUUCAGAACCUAAAUACAAGAAAAUUGUGGAUGCCCCUGCAGUAUCAACAGGGAAUGGAUGUUUCCUUACGAUGUCUCUCAACAGCCAUUCAUCUGACUGCACCCCACUAACUCACCAGCACAUGCCCUUUUCUGCUACCACUAUCAAUGCACUGGGAAAUUUUGUAAUUCCUGGGUCUUCAAUACCUUUGAUUCCAGAGAGUCUGCCACUUGGCAUGAAAGACAACAGAGAGAACAUAGACUUUGUGGAUCCUGCUCAGCAGAAAAUUAAUUAUUUUCUUGGAAAUGGCCCAUCUAAUGCUAUAAAAUAUCCAGCACUGACUUCCUCCACUGAAUUAAUGGUAUCCCCAAGUUUUCAAGUUAAUUUAAAUGGCUUAGAAAUGUACAAAGAAGUCCAAGUUCCAGUAAUUCUUUCUGAAGAAACUUCAAGAAGACCAAGGUCAGUGGAAGCUUUCCGUACAUCACUUAUGGAUUACUUCCGAGAUGUAUGCAAAUCUGUGUCUGUGGAGCGUGAAAUAUCUCUUGAUCACAUGUAUAUUGAUGGUACACUUAGGCAAAGCCAAAUUGAAACCAAGCCUGGGAAGAACAGCGUAAGAUCAGUAGAAAGGGACUCAAUUACUUACAGUCAGAAAGGGAAGGAAAAGGCAGUACUUGAAAGAAGCCAAAUAUUUCAAAUCCCAGGAGGUAAAGAGUUAGAGACUAAAGUGAUUGUGGUGCUGGGAAAAGCAGGAAUGGGCAAAAGCAUUCUUGUUCAGAAGAUCUGCCAGGACUGGUCCAAUGGAGAGUUUCCUCAGUUUGAAUUUGUCUUUUGGUUUGACUGCAAACAAAUAAGCUUGCCUGAGAAGUGGUACAGCUUGAAAGAUCUACUUCUUGAUUUUUUUGUAAAACCUCAGGAGGGAAGCAAAGAGAUCUUCGAGUAUAUACUUCAAAAUUCUACUAAAGUCCUUCUGGUUUUUGAUGGUUUGGAAGGGUUGCACGGCCAUGAGAAUUUUCCUCAUUGUUCAGCCAGCCAGCCUAACAAAGACUUGUGCCGCAUGAAGGAGCUGCUUUCGGGACUCAUCCAAAAGAAGGUACUCAAUGGCUGUACGUUAUUACUUACAGCAAGAACAAAAGAAAAGGUGUGCCAGUAUGUGUCCAAAGUGGAUAAGACUAUUGAAAUAGUAGGAUUCUCCCCUCUGCAGAGAGAACUGUACAUAACCAAAUACUUUGAAGGAUUACCCUCAUGCGAUAAUGCACUGAAUUUAAUCAAAGAGCGUGAGUACCUCUUCAGUCAUUGUUACAGCCCUGUUAUGUGUAGAUUUGUUUGUUUUUUCUGUGAGGCAAUACUUGAAAUGGGAGACCAAGGCCUUCCUUCAACCCUUACUACACUCUUCCUGAAAUUUGUUCAGCAAAAAAUAAUGCCUACGCAAACAGAUGUUACAGACGUUACAGUUGCACAAAACCAAGAGAAUCUUGCUACACUAGCCUGUAUAGCCUGGUAUCUUGGAGAAAAGCACCAAAGUGCCAUGAAAAGUGAUCUUCUUCCAUCUAAGAAAGUUAAAGAGUUUGCUCUGAAAAAUGGAUUUUUCCUGCCAUUUGCAUUCCCCAAACAUUCAGGUACAGGAGAAGAGGAAUACGGGACCAUGUUCUCCGAUUUUGUCAUUCAGAAUUUCUUGGGUGCACUUCACCUUAUAUUAGCAGAAGGCAUCAAGGACAAAAGUCUAAUAAAAUAUCUGUCUUUUCCAUCCAAAAAGAAGAAACCUUAUAACUGGUUACAUUUAGUGCCUCGAUUUUUGGCUGGAUUGUUAUUCCUUCAGGAUGACAUCUUCUGCUCUUCAAACAAGAGUGUAAAAAAAUCAACCAAGAAGCAGAAAAUGCUCCUGAAAUAUAUUAAAAGGUUGCAAAUAAACAACCUCUGUCCAGAGAGGUUACUUGAGCUUUUGCACUGUAUUUAUGAAACACAAAACAAUUAUCUCUUGCAGCAUGUGGCCUUGAGGCUCAAGCCAGACCUGUCCUUUCUGGGCAUUGUUCUUACACCACCAGAUGUCCAUGUACUGUCCUCUACUUUAAAGAAAUCAAGAAAAGAAUUUUCCUUGGAUUUGCAGAACAGCAGUAUUGACACGCACGGGCUAAAAGAUUUGGUUGGCCUGAAGAAUGUGACAUCAUUCAGGGCCUCCCUGAGUGAUACAAUCAAGCUAUGGAAAUAUUUAGAAAAGACAAAAGACUAUGAACUGCUGAGAGUGUCAACAGAAAAAUUUGUUCUUGAUCCCUUUAAGGCAAAGACAAUGAAAGACAUCAGUGACCUUUCUGACCUUGUAGAAAUGCAGGAGAUAAUAAUCAAUAGUGUUCAAGAUGCCUCCGGUUGCAGCAACUAUGAAAUUCCUGCCGUAAAAAACCUGAGAAAACUAGAAUUUGCUCUGGGUCCAGCGUGUGGCCUUCAGGGACUCCUAAAACUCGUGGAAAUUCUUGCAGCAUUUCCAUCACUGCAGCAUUUAGACCUUGAUGCUCUGAGUGAAAAUGGAAUAGGAGACGAAGGAGCAAAGAGUCUGUCUGAAGUCUUUCCAACACUGACAUCACUGGAAACAUUAAACUUAUCACAGAAUAAGAUAACAGAUGUGGGCGCAGAGAAACUAGCUACAGCCCUUCCCUCCUUGUCUUCAUUAACAACACUGAGCUUAUACAACAAUAGCAUUUGUGAUUUUGGAGCGGAAAACCUUGCAAAAGUCCUUCCUGCAAUGGCUUCUUUAAGAGUGCUGGACAUUCAGUAUAACAAAAUAACUGGUGUUGGAGCCCAACAGCUGACUGACAGCCUAAGAAAAUGCCCCCAUAUAAAAAAUUUGGUGAUGUGGAAUCCUACAAUUCCAUAUGGAGUUCUUGAACACCUUCAACAGCUGGACUCUAGAAUCAGUGUGUAGGUUCAGAUGAUCCUAUAAAGGUAACAUGAAGAAGAGGGGAAGGUGUCUUCUGUGUUUUCCUAUCUUACCACUUUACGAAGCAGGAAUUAAAUGCCAACUUUCAUGAUAGUGGCAACAUGAAAAAAGUCACACUGAACCUUCUGGGUGAUGCUUGAAGUGGGUGAAUGAUGGAGUUCACAUUUUUAAGAGGUCAUUUAAAGUGCUUUUUAAAAACUCAGCUGCGUCUCCAUUGAAUUGAUGAACAGCUAACACAUUUCACAGAAGAACAACUGGAUAAUUUUCACUAUUAAAAGUGAACAGGAGUCACCAGCUUAUUGACAGUAGAUUCUAUCGAUUCAUUGAAGUGUACGCUACAAGCUGCUGCACCUGCAACAUAUGAAGUCAUGAGAGAUGAAAACUAAUUGUUUCGUGGUGCCACUGAUAAACACAAUUAAGUUUGAUUUUGGACUACCAAAGUUGAAGUUUUCACUGUAAGUCUGGAUUAAAUGCAAGUGUCUGGGUCAGGAGCAUAAGAACAACCAGACUGGAAAACAGUCUGAAAUUGUGAUGUUGUCCUUGGGAAUCUAGAAGUGGCUCUUUUCUUCAUGCUCGUUAUCAAUGCUGUCUUAAGAAAGGUAUUUUUUAUCAAAUAACUGUCUUGUUACAGAUUCCUUCAAAAAGACUGGAGGGAGAAGAGAGAUGAAUUAAAACUGGAAAACUAUCAGGGAUUUUUCUGAUGAUGUGACAGAAAUCCAAUUAUAUACAAACAGCUCCAGCCUAGUGCACAAAAAUCUUCAGAGUGACAUUGCUUAAAGGUUUUUACUCUGUCACAAAUGGAAACUUUACAAGUGUGAGGCUUUUUCUAUUUUUUAGUGAAAGAAUUUCACUGACUGCGAGCUAUUACAAAAAGAGAUUCUGGGUUGUAAAGUGUCAGCUAAAGUAUUUGUGCAUGAAAUUCUGAGGAACUGAAAACAAAAGUUGGACUUCUGAAACCAAUUUUUCUUCUCAUUCAUAUAUCUGAAUUGAGAUUUAAUUGUCACCUGCAAGUGUGAGACUAAAUGCACAAGCAUCUAUUUUAUACUUGAAAAUGAAAUCACUACUUUGUAUUCUUGAUGUCGUCUGCUUCUACAGAGCUAAGAAGAAUUGGGCAAUGACGGGAAUCAUGUAUUUCAAAGAAUUAACAUGGAUCUGUUCUGCUGCCCUCAGUGUUAUUCGAGCCAAAUCCUGGUCCUGCUGAAAGCAAUAGCAAAACAGUAGAUGCAAGCUGGCAGCAGGAAAACAAAGUUGGAUGGUAGAAGCUAGCAUUCAGUAUGCUACAGAUUGGGAAGGGAGGCUGUGUACUUCAUUUUGCUAACUUGUUCAGCAGCCUCUUUUAAGUCUCUUUUGCUAGGAAGCACUGACAACACUGAU
This is a messenger RNA of Meleagris gallopavo (turkey), 5308 nucleotides long. The record is from RefSeq and is a predicted model, not a curated record. Lineage: Eukaryota; Metazoa; Chordata; Aves; Galliformes; Phasianidae.